AUGACUGUAGACAUUACACUUAUCAGAACAAAGUUUCAACAGGUUAUGAGCCCUGCGAGCGCUUUUUGGGCGACCAACUCAUUUAACGAUGAUGAUAAGCUUAUGUCAGCGGCAAAUUUUAUGCGUUGGAAAACAAAAUUCACAAAUACUUUAAAUUCAUUUGAACCAUCAGUUGUUGACUAUAUUCAAACUGGUAAUAUACCUUUUUCCCUCGAACAGUGUGGAGGUAACGAACAAGUUAUUGAAAUUCAAGCUGCUUAUGACCAACUCCUGUUAUUCUGGGUACACACCUCAGUGUCACAACCAGUAAAGAAUCUGAUUAGUCAGGAUCAAACUGGUUAUCAGAAAUAUCAUCUUCUGAUCAAAUGUUAUGGACAAAUAUCCUUUAGACAGUUGUACGAAGAAUACUGUUCAAUUAACUCGUCAAAUGGACAAGGGCCUAUGGAAUGGGGAGCAAAAUGUGUCAAUCUACUUCAAUGGAAUCAAGACCCAGCAGUAUGGUUAAUCUUCUCCAAACUUAGUUCUCUGCAGAAUGAGAAACUAGAACGAUAUCUAUUUGCUGACUGCGGAAAUGAACUAACUAUUCAAAGAGCUGUCACAGCAAUGCAAUUAUUUGAACAUGAAACCAAGUCUGGAUUCCUGGCUACUAAACGUUCUAUCCAAACGACGAAGAAGAAGAAUAUUAUUUGUGCAAGAUGUCAGAAAGCUGGCCACAAAUCUCCAAACUGUAGAGCACCAACUCCAGUUUCAAAAGGAAACCGGGCUUAA
Molecule: messenger RNA, 768 nt
Organism: Ogataea parapolymorpha DL-1
Lineage: Eukaryota; Fungi; Ascomycota; Pichiomycetes; Pichiales; Pichiaceae
Exons: 1
Coding region: 1-768 (255 amino acids)
Source: RefSeq, a predicted model, not a curated record